AUGUCCUGUCGUUCUCUGCUCUCCGGCCGCUGCGGCACAUCGAGUUUCAGCUCCCGCUCGGCUUUAGCUCCUCGGACUUCCAGCUGCCACCGCAUCAGCACCGUCUCCUGCCGGAGCGGGACCGGCUCUGGCCGGCGGGGGCUUGCGGGCUUCGGUAGCCGCAGCGUCGCCUCCCUCGGGGCCUGCUCGCCCCGCAUGGCCGUGGCCAGCUCCCGCCCUGGGCGCUGCGGGUUAGGCUUCGGGGGAGGCUACGGAGGGGGCUACCGGGUGGUCGGUAGGGCCGGAGCCUUCGGCUACCGCUCCGGAGGCGUGUGCGGGCCCAGCCCGCCCUGCAUCACCACAGUAACGGUCAACGAGAGCCUGCUGACCCCGCUCAACCUGGAGAUCGACGCCAGCGCCCAGCGCGUGAAGCAAGAGGAGAAGGAGCAGAUCAAGUGUCUCAACACCAAGUUCGCCGCCUUCAUCGACAAGGUGCGUUUCCUGGAGCAGCAGAACAAGCUGCUGGAGACCAAAUGGCGCUUCAUGCAGCAGCAGAAGAGCACCAAAAGCAACCUUGAGCCUCUCUUCGAAGCCUACAUCCGCACCCUGCGGCAGCAGCUGGACAGCGCCACGAGCGACCGCGCCCGGCUGGAGGCCGAAUACUGCCAGAUUCAGGGGGUCCUGGAGGGACUCAAGAAGAAAUACGAGGAAGAGAUCGGGCUCCGGGCUGCGGCAGAGAAUGAAUUUGUGGCACUGAAGAAGGAUGUGGAUGCGGCUUUCCUGCACAAGACAGACCUGAAGGCCAACGUGGACGCCCUGAUCCAGGAGAUUCACUUCCUGAGAACUCUCUAUGAACAGGAGAUUUGCCAGCUGCAGUCCCAGAUCUCUGACACCUCGGUCAUCAUCAAGAUGGACAACAGCCGCGACCUGGAUCUGGACAGCAUCAUUGCCGAGGUCAAGGCCCAGUACGAGGAGAUCGCCCAGCGCAGUCGGGCCGAAGCCGAGUCCUGGUACCAGUCGAAAUACGAGGAAAUGCGGAUCGCGGCCGGCAAGCAUAGCGACAGUUUGCAUAGUAGCCGCAACAAUAUCAACGAGUUGAACCGACAGAUCCAGAGGCUGAGGGCCGAGGUGGAGCACGCCAAGGCCCAGCACUGCAAGCUGGAGAAGGCGGUGGCGGAGGCCGAGCAACAGGGUGAGGCGGCCCUCAGCGACGCCCGGGCCAAGCUGAUGGACCUGGAGGCCGCACUUCAGCAGGCCAAGCAGGACAUGGCCUGCCAGCUGCGCGAGUACCAGGAGCUGAUGAACGUCAAACUGGCCCUGGACAUCGAGAUUGCUACCUACAGAAGGCUGCUGGAAGGAGAGGAGAGCAGGCUGUGUGAGGGCGUUGGUCCAGUGAACAUAUCUGUGAGCAGCUCCCGCGGUGGGGUCGUGUGCGGGACGGAGUUGCCUUUCACCACCACCACCACCUCCUCCUACACCCGCAGUGGCGCCUGCUUCUCCAGCAGCAGUGGGAGCCGGGUCACCAGUGCCCGGAGUAGCGGCAGCGGAUGCGGGCUGAGCCUGGGCCAGGCCAGGGUGUCCAUGGGCGCCAGCCGAGGGGCCUGCGGGGCCUCCGUCGACCCCUGCCUGCCGUGCCCCAUGCCCUCCGGGGGCUUCAGCAGCGGGAGCAGCCGGGGCUCCAGUGGCCGGUUCAUCUCUGUCUCCUGCUCCUCGCAUCGGGCCCAGUUCUAGUUGCGGAGAAGCCUCAGGAACCAGAUGGAGAGAACUAGGCCCAGAGCCGCAUGGUGGGACCAUAAGGAUGGGAACAUCUCCAAAUCUCUCCCUUCUUUUCCCUUCUCAUCCCCUCUUUUCCUUCUCCCCUUCCCUUUCCUCAUUCCCCCCAUCCCAUCCCCUCCUCUUCCCUUCUCCCUCACCUCCCACCUCCUCCUCCUCUGGCUACCAUUUUCCCCAUUGAUAUCUGUUUGCACUGGUGUCUGGUUGCCAUGAAUUGCACUCUGCUUGCUAGGGUUUUGUGUUGUUUUUGUGGGUGUUAUGAUUGAGCCGGGGCUGGCACGUGAUCUGGGAUAUACCUUAUGCCUCCAGCGACCCCCUGAGAUCAGGAAGGCAGAUGUUGGAGCGGGGAUAGUGCGAGGGGGGCUGGAGACCUUGUGCCAGACCUAUCUACCUGAUUAUGAGCAUGUGGGUGUGUGUAUAUGUUGUAUGUCUUUCUUCAAUAAA
Messenger RNA from Tachyglossus aculeatus (Australian echidna), 2196 nucleotides. RefSeq names its product keratin, type II cuticular Hb5-like. The coding region runs from base 1 to 1710 and encodes 569 amino acids. The transcript is spliced from 9 exons. The record is from RefSeq and is a predicted model, not a curated record. Lineage: Eukaryota; Metazoa; Chordata; Mammalia; Monotremata; Tachyglossidae. Gene Ontology annotation, cellular component: keratin filament. Gene Ontology annotation, biological process: keratinization; intermediate filament organization. Gene Ontology annotation, molecular function: structural constituent of skin epidermis.